AUGCUGCUGCACAUGAGCGCGGAUUAUCAUCACGUGGUUGAUGAUUGUGAGGAAGCAUGGGUUGCGUGGGCGUGGAUCAAGACACUGUACGGCGGAUCUCAGAAGGCUGGGCGCAUCUACUUGAAGCGCCAGCUCUUCAGUAUGGAGAUGGCGGAAGGCGGCAAUGUGUUGCAUCAUUGCAAUGAGGUCCUCAACAUCAGCGCAAAGCUGGCUAGUAUCGGCGCCAAGAUGUAG
This is a messenger RNA of Peronospora matthiolae, 234 nucleotides long. Lineage: Eukaryota; Oomycota; Peronosporomycetes; Peronosporales; Peronosporaceae. The record is from the annotation of a GenBank genome assembly.